This is a messenger RNA of Cornus florida, 1548 nucleotides long. Its product is annotated as cytochrome P450 714C2-like. Gene Ontology annotation, molecular function: iron ion binding; heme binding; monooxygenase activity. The transcript is spliced from 5 exons. Bases 1 to 1548 code for a protein of 515 amino acids. The record is from RefSeq and is a predicted model, not a curated record. Lineage: Eukaryota; Viridiplantae; Streptophyta; Magnoliopsida; Cornales; Cornaceae.
AUGGAGGUCCAUGUUAUGUUAAAAUUUUGUGUGUCCAUUUUUUUGGUUGGUGUUGUGGGAGUGUUUGUGCUUGUGUAUAAGGCUCUGGUGAUGGAGCCGGAGAGGGUUCGAUCCAUUUUGAGACAGCAGGGAAUAGGUGGACCGCCACAAACUUUACUUCUUGGUAAUUCCUUGGAGUUCAGAAAGCGGCAAUCCCCGACUGCAGCCAAGUCGACCAGUGAAACCACACUCGACCACAAUUGGAUUGCCAGUGUCUUUCCCUUUUUCGAGAAGUGGAGAAAGCAAUAUGGUAACUUGUUCGUAUUUUCACUUGGUAGCACACAAAUAUUAUAUGUGAACCAAGCUGAUUUGGUGAAAGAGAUAACUACCUACACAUCUUUCGACUUGGGGAAGCCUACAUAUCACAGCAAAGAGUUCGGUCCAUUGUUUGGUGACGGCAUUCUAGCUUCAAAUGGACCAACCUGGGCUCAUCGCCGGAAAAUCCUUGCUCCCGAAUUAUACAUGGACAAGGUCAAGGGAAUGAUAAACCUAAUCUUGGAAUCCACUGAUAUACUAAUUGAUGCGUGGAAGAGUAUAAUUGAUCAGAGUGAGGGUGGAACAUCGGACAUACAUAUAGACGAGUUUAUGAGAAGUUUCUCCGGAAAUGUAAUCUCCAGAGCUUGUUUUGGAAGCAAUUACCUCAAGGGGAAAGAGAUUUUCGUUAGGCUUGAAACUCUCCAAGAAGCUAUCUCAAAAAAAAUUAUGUCUAUCGGGGUGCCUGGUUCAAGAUAUUUUCCUACUAAAGCCAAUAGGGAAGUAUGGGCAUUAGAAAAGGAGAUCCAUGUAUUGAUCCUAAAGGUGGUGAAGGAGAGAAAGGAAAGUGGGUAUGAGAAGGACCUGUUGCAAAUGGUGCUUGAAGGUGCUGAAAAUAGCGAGCUUAGCCAAGAUGAAAUGGACCAAUUCAUAGUCGAUAACUGCAAAAACAUCUACUUGGCCGCGAAUGACGCUGUUGCAGUUGGUGCUUCAUGGUGCCUCAUGUUAUUGGCUUCAAACACAGAAUGGCAAACUCGUGUACGUUGCGAAGUUCUUCAAGUUUGUGGAGGCCAAAUUCCAAAUAUGGAUAUGCUUCCCAAAAUGAAACAGCUAACAAUGGUGAUUCAAGAAACGUUGCGCCUGUAUCCGGCUGCACCAACACUUUCUAGGGAGGCCAUGAAGGACAUAAAGAUUGGAGGCAUUAACAUACCAAAGGGUGUCAACCUCUGGACCAUGGUGGGCACGGUGCACACUGACCCUGAAAUAUGGGGACCAGAUGUGCUCCACUUCAAUCCUGAGAGGUUUGCGAAUGGGAUCUCCGGUGCUUGCAAGAUUCCACACUCAUACUUGCCGUUUGGAUUUGGGCCACGACUGUGUGUUGGACAAAACUUGGCCAUGGCUGAACUUAAGAUACUGGUUGCUCUAAUUCUCUCCAACUUUUCUAUAUCUCUCUCUCCCAAGUAUGUGCACUCACCGGUUCAAAUGUUGGUCAUAAAACCUGAAUAUGGGGUUGAUCUCUUGGUGAAGAAGGUUUGA